Peromyscus maniculatus bairdii (prairie deer mouse) is the source of this 2150-nucleotide messenger RNA. The record is from RefSeq and is a predicted model, not a curated record. Lineage: Eukaryota; Metazoa; Chordata; Mammalia; Rodentia; Cricetidae.
AUGGAGACUCUUUCAUUCUGCACCGAGUCGGGAGGUGUCCCAGGCACUGCGACACCCCAUCCGAAGGCUUCCUCUCUGCAUCAUCUCACCAGGCAGCUCUUACAGCAGUAUCACAAGGAUGUCAGGCCAGUUUAUAACUGGGCUGAGGCCACCACUGUCUACCUGGACUUUUGUGUUCAUGCUGUAUUGGAUGUGGACGUACAGAAUCAAAAAUUAAAGACAAGUGUGUGGUACCGAGAGGUUUGGAAUGAUGAGUUUUUGUCCUGGAACUCUAGCCUGUUUGAUGAGAUUCAAGAAAUCUCUCUCCCUCUCAGUGCCAUCUGGGCCCCAGAUAUCAUCAUCAAUGAGUUUGUGGACCUUGAAAGAUCUCCUGACCUUCCCUAUGUAUAUGUGAACUCCUCUGGAACCAUUAGUAACCACAAGCCCAUCCAGGUGGUCUCUGCAUGCAGUUUGCAGACGUAUGCUUUUCCCUUCGAUAUCCAGAAUUGCAGUCUCACCUUCAAUAGCAUGCUGCAUACAGUGGAAGACAUAGACCUGGGCUUCCUGAGGAAUAGAGAAGACAUCGAGAAUGACAAAAGGGUGUUUCUGAAUGACAGUGAGUGGCAACUUCUUUCAGUGUCCUCCACAUACCACAUCCUGCGGAGCAGCGUUGGAAACUUCGCUCAGAUUCGGUUUAACGUGGUGAUUCGCAGAUGCCCGUUGGCCUAUGUUGUGAGCCUCUUGAUUCCCAGCAUCUUCCUGAUGCUCGUGGACCUGGGGAGCUUCUACCUGCCCCCCAACUGCCAUGCAAGAAUUGUAUUCAAGACCAAUGUGCUGGUGGGCUACACAGUCUUCAGGGUCAACAUGUCUGAUGAGGUGCCAAGGAGCGCAGGGUGCACGUCUCUCAUUGGGGUCUUCUUUACCGUCUGCAUGGCCCUUUUGGUUCUCAGCUUAUCCAAGUCCAUCUUGUUGAUCAAAUUCCUCCACGAGGAGAAACACAGUGGGCACGAACGGCCUCUUCUUUGCCUUCGAGGAGACUCUGAUGCUGAUGAGCCUGGAUUGCACCCCAGGGCUCCAAGUGCUGAGACAACAGAGCCCCCAGUCCAUCAGGAGCACCAGGUUCAGCCGGAUACCCUGAAGGAAGUUUGGCUCCAGCUCCAAUCCAUCAACAACUCCCUCCGAACUCGGGAUCAAGUUUACCAGAAGGAGGUGGAGUGGCUGGCCAUCCUGUACCACUUCGAUCAGCUGCUCUUCCAAAUUUACCUUGCUGUGCUGGGGCUCUAUACUGUCACCUUGUGCACUCUCUGGGCACUGUGGAGCAGAAUGUGACAACGGAGACUGCUGCUCUCACUAUGGGGUCACAACACUGAGGCAGGCUGAACAGUGUUUGGAGAGGGGCUGAAAGGGAAAGAGUGAGCUGGUUUUAAAAAUGUCUCCCAGACUCCAUUGUCUCUUUUCAGUGACUACACAGAGGAGCAUCUUAUUGGUUAUUGACUGAACCAGUAAACAUACAUAUUCAAAAUAAAAAUGUAUAAAGAGAAUAGAGUAUACAGUGACAAGCAAGCUCUCACUUCCCCUAGACCACCAUUAGUGACCGUUCAUACUUAGGCUUAAGCAAAAAAGUUUGGUUUUAGAUUUUUGAAGCGACGUCUCUUGUAGUCUAGGCUAACCUUGAACACUAUGCAUCCAAGGAUGACUCUUGAUACUCCUACCUCUGCCUUCCAAGUGCUGAGAUUGUACAUACUGUGCCACCAUGCCCAGCUCCAUUUGAUAUAUUCUGCUUUAACAGUCUCUGUGUCAACUUAACCUCGAGCCCAGUUAAAAACAGCUUCAUUCCUCCAGGAUCAUCAACCCAUGGCUCUGUCUCCUCCAUUCUGUCUUUGGUCUCAUAUUACCUCAUAUCCUUUUCCCUUUAAAUGUUUGGUAGCCUCUUUAAUGCAUGUGUAUAUGUGAGGAGGAAGAGGAAUAGACAGACAGAUGACAGACAGACAGACAGAGAUUACCCAAUAGACCACAUGCUUCCAGAGCCUGUUUCUGUCACUGUUCACCCAGGAGACCUUAAACUUCGCUUCUCAGACUUCAUUCUGCCUUAUUUAAAGUAGGGGCUGUUAAUGUUUACUCUCUCCAUAUCAUAGAAUUAUGAGAGCAAAAUAACUCAACAUUUUGAAAAG